Molecule: messenger RNA, 521 nt
Organism: Pomacea canaliculata
Lineage: Eukaryota; Metazoa; Mollusca; Gastropoda; Architaenioglossa; Ampullariidae
Product: bolA-like protein 2
Exons: 3
Coding region: 92-352 (86 amino acids)
Biological process (GO): intracellular iron ion homeostasis
Cellular component (GO): nucleus; cytosol
Molecular function (GO): 2 iron, 2 sulfur cluster binding
Source: RefSeq, a predicted model, not a curated record
GCUUCUCUGGACAAGCAAGGAACACGACUCUUCUGGCUGUUUGCGAGUAGUAUCCCUUCUACUUGAAUUUCUCUCAUAGAAGACAGCCAAUAUGGGGGUGUCGAAGGAUGUUAUAGAAGAAAAACUUAAGGAGAACCUGGAAGCAACGCAUAUUGAAGUUGAAGAUAUGUCAGAUGGAUGUGGAGCAAAAUUUCAAGUUUUGGUUGUUUCACCAAAGUUCAGAGAUGUCAAACCAGCCAUCAAAAGACAUAGACUAGUGCAUGCAGCCCUUGAAGAUGAAAUGAAGAAAAUACAUGCCAUUCAGCUGAAGACUCUGGCACCAGAAGAAUGGGAAGAACAGAAGCAGUCCUAAUGUUUUGUGGGGGUGUGUGUUUUAGGACUAAGUGAGCUGUUACAUCGUCAUUCAUAAUAUUGUAUGUAUAAAUGCCAGAAUGAAGUGAUUCAAGUGCUCUACGUCCAUAUGACAUUUCUUUUAAAACAAUGGUUUCUUGUACUAGGGCUCAUUAAAUUUGGUGAGAGUU